This is a messenger RNA of Ictalurus furcatus (blue catfish), 6347 nucleotides long. RefSeq names its product erbb2 interacting protein (gene erbin). Bases 1 to 4071 code for a protein of 1356 amino acids. Lineage: Eukaryota; Metazoa; Chordata; Actinopteri; Siluriformes; Ictaluridae. Gene Ontology annotation, cellular component: adherens junction; postsynaptic membrane; postsynaptic density. The transcript is spliced from 25 exons. Gene Ontology annotation, molecular function: protein binding. Gene Ontology annotation, biological process: neurotransmitter receptor transport postsynaptic membrane to endosome; neurotransmitter receptor transport, endosome to postsynaptic membrane. The record is from RefSeq and is a predicted model, not a curated record.
AUGAGCUCUAAGCGCAGUCUGUUGGUGCGGUUGGUGCCGUGCCGGUGUUUGCGUGGUGAGGAGGAGACGGUCACCUCUCUGGACUACAGUCACUGCAGCCUGGAGCAGGUUCCCAAAGAGAUCUUCAGCUUCGAGAAGACCCUGGAGGAGCUCUACCUGGACGCCAACCAGAUCGAGGAGCUCCCCAAGCAACUGUUUAACUGUCAGUUACUGCACCGGCUGAGUUUACCUGACAACGAUUUGAGCAUCCUGCCCCCCGCCAUCGCCAACCUCAUCAACCUCCGAGAGCUCGACGUCAGCAAGAACAGUAUACAAGAGUUUCCUGAAAAUAUUAAGAACUGUAAAGUCCUGACCAUCGUUGAAGCGAGUGUGAACCCUAUUUCUAAGCUCCCAGAAGGUUUCACACAGCUGCUCAGUCUAACUCAGCUCUACUUGAAUGAUGCCUUCCUCGAGUUCCUACCAGCGAGCUUCGGCAGACUGACUAAACUACAGAUUCUGGAGCUGAGAGAGAAUCAGUUAAAGAUGCUGCCCAAGAGCAUGCACAAGCUGAUGCAGCUGGAACGGUUGGACCUGGGAAGUAAUGAGUUUACUGAAGUGCCGGAGGUGUUGGAGCAGCUCACAGGCAUUAAGGAGCUGUGGAUGGAUGGGAACAAGCUGACAGUGUUACCCCCGAUGAUUGGGUCGCUGAAGCAGCUCAGAUAUCUGGAUGUGUCCAAGAACAACCUGGAGAUGGUGGAUGAGCAGAUCAGCGGCUGUGAGAAUCUGCAGGACCUGCUGCUGUCCAACAACGCUCUCACACAGCUACCCAGCUCUAUAGGAUCUCUGAAGAAGCUGACUGCACUGAAGGUGGAUGAGAAUCAGCUUGUGUGUUUGCCAGAGUCGAUAGGCGGACUCACGGCUCUGGACGAGUUGGACUGCAGCUUUAACGAGAUCGAGUCUCUCCCCGCCGCCGUGGGGAAGUGUGUGAACCUGCGCACCUUCGCUGCUGACCACAACUUCCUGCUCCAGCUGCCUCCUGAGAUGGGCUGCUGGAAGAACGUCACUGUGCUGUUUCUGCACUCCAAUAAACUGGAGUCUCUGCCUGAGGAGAUGGGAGACAUGCAGAAGCUCAAGGUCAUCAAUCUGAGUGACAACAAGUUGAAGAAUCUUCCCUACAGCUUCACUAAACUGAAUCAGAUCACUGCCAUGUGGCUCUCUGAGAACCAGUCCAAACCCCUGAUCCCCCUGCAGAAGGAGGAGGAACCCGACACACACACAACCGUCCUCACCAACUACAUGUUCCCCCAGCAGAGCCGAGCCGAGGAGUACGCUCAGAACUCGGACGGUGAGAGCUUUAACCCGACUCUGUGGGAGGAACAGCGUAAACAGCGAGCGCAAGUGGCCUUCGAGUGUGAUGAAGACAAGGAUGAGAGAGAGGCUCCUCCACGGGAAGGGAACCUGCGGCGUUACCCCACACCGUACCCCGAGGAGCUGAAGAACAUGGUGAAAACGGCGCAGUCUGUCGCUCACCGCCUCAGAGAGGACGAGUCCGGAGACGAGACGGUGGGAGAGAGGAACCACGUCGGGGUGCAGAGUGUAGGAGUGAAGGUGAUCGAAACUCCGUGUACCAACGGUAAAGCACACGAGCCGGAGUCCAAAGCGCCGGUCCAGAACUCCACUCCGGCUGAGGCGAGAGACGUUCCGGAUAACUCUGACACGGAGAGGAUCCCGCUGAAGAGCUCGGAGAACACCGGAUCUACCACCAACUACGAGGACACGCUCGAGGAAUCAGAGGAGCUGUCGUCUGAUGAAGAGGAGAUGAAGAUAGCUGAGAUGAGACCUCCUCUUAUCGAGAUCUCCAUCAACCAGCCCAAAGUGGUGGCGCUCAGCAAGGACAAGAAAGAUGACAAUAAAGAUGCCGACUCGUUGCUGGAUGAGACGGUGGCCAACAGUAACCAGAACAACAGUAACUGUUCCUCACCGUCCCGCAUGUCCGACUCGGUGUCUUUAACCACAGACAGCAGCCAGGACAACUCACUGUGUACACCUGAGAGAGAGACCAAGAUCCUCAUCCCCAAGAACAGACACGAGGACGAGAACCUAAACCAGCUGAAGGAGACGGUUCCGCUGCUGCAGAACUGUAACGGCUCGGAGAGCUCGCUGCAGACCGUCCUGAAGAACCAGCGCACCUACGAGAGCAAAUCUGGUACCGACAUGUCCGACUACGAGCUGUCCGUGGAGGAGAGGCUGGCGCUCAUCCAGAAGGACAUCGACAACGGCGUGUCCGAGCCGUACAGCACAUGGGAUCAGAUCAACAUGAACGUCUCUUACGGGAACACAGAGAAGACCAAGAGCACCACCCCCACGGUGGAGACCAGGCUCAGCAACAACAACGCAAGCUCCGUGGAGAACCUCAACAACGGGAACCAGAACGGCAAAGCUCAGCCGGUGGAAGGCAUGACGAGGCACGAGGUGGUCCGGACAGUGGUGGCGUCCAGCGAAGUGUCUCUGUCUCGCAGCACGGAGGAACUGACCCCUGAGAAGAGAUGUCCUCCAGCUACCGUGAUAAAAUCUCUGAGCAUCAGCAACAUGGAGGCCGGCGGAAUGAAGCUGUACUCCAUGGAAGCUGAGGUUCCUCCGUACGAGUGUGUAGUGGGUUCUCCGGCUGUCCCGGGCCCACAGUGCCAGAGCAUCGUUCGUUCCAAAUCGGCCUCACUGCUCGAUGACCAGCCACUGCACGUCCACCCUGGUUCCUCGGGUUCCUCCUCUGACCUCCUGAGCUCUGGCUCCCGAGUUCCUGCCCGCUACCCCGUGGCCCCCCCACCUCAGUAUAACAUCCAGUACGCGAGCAGCGCCAUUCCUAAAGAGAACCUGUGGUGCCAGCGUACCCCGUUGCCCCCUGAUCAGCCCUACCUCCCUCCUCAGCACUCCUUCGCCAACACCAACUACUCCAACCGCAACAACGCGCCACCGUAUCCCCACCAGUCCCAGCAGCGCGGCCCACCCAAAACCCCAGACCCGUGGGCGAAGGUACCCCCUGGUGUGCAGAGAAACCCCCUGCAGAGGCAGAGCAGCACCUGCUCCAACGCCUCCAUGGUCAUGGUGGAACCUCGCCGCGUCCCCGGCCCUGACGGUGACUACCUGAGCUACAGAGAGAUCCACAGCAUGCCCCGAGCUCCUCUACAGAUGAACCUCCAGAGACCCCUGUCGGCCCGCACCUACAGCGUGGACGAGGGGAACGCGCCACGCCCACACGGCACCCGCCCUACGCCGCACGAGCUGCCCGAGAGAACCAUGUCCGUCUGCGACUUUAGCUACCAGCACGGCAGCCCGAGCAAGAGGCCCAACAUCCGUGUGAAGUCUGAGCAUUCGCUGCUGGACGGAGCUCCAGGUGGCAGGGGGGCGGUGCCGGCUGACUGGAGAGACCACGUCAUGAGGCACAUCGAGGCCAAGAAGAUGGAGAAGAUGACCAUGCUGUCUCGGUCUUUGGCCACGCUCUGUGGCAGUCAGAGCUCUCUGGCCCUGAGCGCUGUAGAUGGACGGCAGUUUGGGUUCCACAGGCCCAGCGAUGAGAGUUUGGGUCCGUACGGACAGCAGGGCUACACCAUCGACUCACACAGAAAAGUGCCUUUGAUGAAUGGUCAGAUGUGCGCGCCUCCUCCUGCUCCUCUCCGCUCUCAGAUGAGUGCUCAGGUCCCGAUGGCUCGUCAUCCCUCCAGAGAGCAGCUCAUCGACUACCUGAUGCUGAAGGUGUCCCAGCAGCCCCCGGGUCCCCCGUGUCCCCUGCGCCACGCCUCCGACACCCUGACGCACGAGAUGCACGUGAAGAUCGAGAAGAAUCCUGAGCUGGGCUUCAGUAUAUCGGGAGGAGUCGGAGGACGGGGGAAUCCGUUCCGCCCUGAUGAUAACGGGAUCUUUGUGACCAGAGUUCAGCCUGAGGGACCUGCGUUUAAACUCCUCCAACCAGGAGACAAGAUCAUCCAGGCGAACGGUUACAACUUUGUUAACAUCGAUCACGGGAACGCCGUGUCCCUCCUGAAGAACUUCCCGAGCACGGUGGACCUGGUCAUCAUCAGAGACAUGGUGGCGUAGAGACUCCACAGAACCCGAGAGUGAAUGUUCACUUUUAUUUUUGUACACAGACGAGGAGGAGGAGGAGUCAUGUACAGCUGAACUGUUUUUAAUGGACAGAUGUGAGAGUUGUGCUGAAACGGGGCGAAACCACUGCGGCGUGGGGGCGGAGUCUCUGCAACAGCCUUCACUGUGGGAGAAACAACACGCACGACUAAACUGUGCUUUUCGUACAAUAUUUUUUAAUCAUUCACUGUCACGUACCAGGAGGAGAUGACCAGCAGGGGGCAGGGCUCUCUGUCUGCUGACAUCAGCAUGCCUUUAGUUUUAUUUGUAGUUUUAUUUUUAAAUCACGCUUCACUUCCUUCAUGUUUUUUCUUAUUUAAGAGCGUCCUCUGACUCAUGCAGCUGUUGAUCUGGAGGUCACUGCUACGUGCUGAGAGCAGAUCCUGAAUGUAGAACUGAUUCACUUUAAGGAAAGUCUAACCACAUCCACACAUCUUCACCCGGAACGUUCCGUCACGUCUCUGAGACUGUAACGUGACGCCAUUAGAACCGAGCUGUUCUGUAAAGAACCUCCACCUGAAAUGUGUGCGGGAGACGUGGUGAAGGGGAACGAGGAGAAGUUACGGAGGACGAAAGAGCACGGAGAUGCACGCGGACGUGUGUGGCGCACUGCAUGCUGGGAAAAAUCCGAUGUCAGAUGUUUUAUGAAUCUCACACCUAAAGGGCUUCCUCUGGAGAUGAGUGAUUUUCCUCGUCCCGAAUCUGACCACACCCACCACUCUGACCACACCCACCACUUUGACGUUUUUACUUCAUCUCUCUCUUUAAUUUCUUUUUUUCAUGUUUAAAUAGUUGCAGCGUUGAAGCCCUUUGUUUUUGCUUUCGGGGCGCGGGGGACACGGACGGACGAAUGAGAAGGACGUGUGAAGUGCCAUUUGACCCUGAUGUAUCUGAGUUAGGGUGAAAGGUCAUGACCUUUUUGACCCUGAGCAAUAUUCGCGGAUCCGCGCAGUCGAGAGAGCAGACGCGAGACUUCGCUUUCAGAAAGCAGAUUUGUCCAAGUGGAUUUUUUUAAAAGAAAUAACACGAGGAACUCUUUUAGUACUGCAUUUUUGAUUUGUGAUAGCGUUUUAUACUGUAAACCUUUUAGACAACAUAGGAAACGGCAUUUCUGAAUAUUUUGCAACGCUGUUCUUAAGUGUGUGUGCGUGUGUGUGCGUGUGUGUGUGUGUGUGUGGUUUAAUCCUGAAAUGAAUCCUGAUCUCACCUUAUAAAAAAAGAAAUUAAGAGAGAAUCCCUGUACGGUUCCGUCUCCGUUUCAGCGAUCUCCGAGCCGAUUGUUAACCUCCGAUCCUGAAAGGUUUAAAGCGGCGGUUGGUGUUUUGGGGCACGGCUCUGUAUGUACACAGGAAGUGAAUGUUGUACUGUGUGAAAUUCCUGCAUGAAUUCACUCUCUCGCUGAUUUUUAUUCUGAUGUAAGUUGUCGUGGUACUGAAGCGCUACACCAAUGAAUCUAAUCCUGAGGUCACUUCAUCAGCGCGUGGAUUCAAACGCUGAAUUAAACGCCGAUGAUCUGUAGUAAAGCCCAUCUAAUCUAAUCUAAUCUAAUCUAAUCGAUUUAGCGUUUUAACUUAGACUUGUCGUGACGUCAGAAUGCUUGACCCUGCACAUCAGUAAAAGCAGAGAAUCCCUCGCUCUCCUCUGUGCGUCUGCCGGAGGUGUAAUAAUCCUGUCCUGUCGUACUGUAUAAGCACUCUGUGUGUGUGUGUGUGUGUGUCUGUGUGUGUGUGUGUGUGUGUGUUGGUAGGGGGGGGGGGUUACUCCUGAAUUAAAUAAACACCCCAUGAUUCUCACAUUUUAUCAUCACCAGUGAAAUCUGACUCAAAUAAUCACAACCUGGAGAUCAGAUUUAUAUCAGAUUAUUUUUGCCACAUAGAAAAGAAGGUCUGGUCUUUCUGGACUCUCGCGGUUUUGUCUAUUUAUUCAGUGCUUUAGACUUUUACUUUCACUUUUAUUGAUUACUAAUGAAACUGUAAAUAACUCCGAGUUUACUCACGGCAUUACUGACCUUCUAGUUUAUAAAGACCAGCAAUAAACCCCGUCACAGCAGCGGUUUGUAAAUGGAUAGCGAUUUUAAAGGUUUCUCCUGAAGCAGCUACGUGAAGAAGAUCUGAUCGCUAUGCAUUUAUUCUACAUUCCAGAUUUUGUACAUAAUUUUAGGUUGAUGGUAUCCUGUGGAAACAAAAAAAAAAUAAACCAAUGGUCUUUUAGAAACGAGUCUGUCUGUUUUG